Messenger RNA from Aphis gossypii (cotton aphid), 2241 nucleotides. RefSeq lists its product as uncharacterized. The transcript has 2 exons. The record is from RefSeq and is a predicted model, not a curated record. Lineage: Eukaryota; Metazoa; Arthropoda; Insecta; Hemiptera; Aphididae. The coding region runs from base 433 to 2241 and encodes 602 amino acids.
UUUUUGUAUCAAUGCAGUCGUUGCAGACGCAUUGCACAUCUGUAUUGAUUCGAUAAAUAUAUAUAAAUUAGGAUGUUUAAUUCUUACAAUAUUUUUUAAUUUUUUGUUGAACCUUUCUGACACGUUGUUGAUCCGACCAUAGCCUUCUUUUGUGACGUUGUAAACGUUCCACAUGUGUGGUAAAAAUAUUGGUGGAUGUCGUAGAAAGCGAGUUGUACCGUACCUACUCCGUUAUUGUGGAUUUGUAAGUUCCGUUGACAAUCAUCAUCCAAGUUAUAUGAUGUAGAAAAUAUUCCAAGUUGUUCGACGAGCAGUAAGCCAGAAUCAGAAAAUAUUUCAGAUACAUUUGAUUUUUCUGAUGAAGAUGAUGCACUUGAUUUAGAAAGUUGUAGCUCAAGUGAUGAAGAAUUUGAUGAAAACUUUACAAAUAAUAUGAGUACAGAAGUGGGCUCUAUUCGAAAUAAACUAGCAGAAUGGAGUAUAAAACACCGAAUAACACAUGCUGCAAUUUCUGAUUUGUUGGUAAUUCUUAAGUCUUCAUAUGAUUCUUCUCUUCCAAUAGACGCCAGAACCUUAUUGAAAACUGAUAUUUCUAAUAGUAAAAUCAUACUUAAAGAAGUACCUCCCGGUUUUUACUACCAUUUUGGUAUAAAAAGUGGUAUAAAAAAUCAUUACGAUUUCACGGAUGAUAGUAAUGGCGUUAUUAAAUUAGUUGUGGGUAUUGACGGGCUGCCGUUAACAAAAAGUUCAAAAAGUACUUUUUGGCCGAUAUUAUGCUACAUAAGGCCACAUUCCCAAGUUGUAUUUCCUGUCGGUAUAUACUGGGGAAAUGAAAAACCAACAGAAAGUAAUGUAUUCAUGCACGAUUUUGUUCUGGAAAUUAGUGAUUUAAUUACAAAUGGAAUAGAAGUACAAAAUAAAAAAGGCAUUUUGUACAAGUUAAAAGUUAUAAUGGAUGUAUUUGUAUGUGACGUACCGGCCAAAUCAUAUAUUCUGAAAACAAAAAGUCACAGUGGGUUUUUUUCAUGUUCGAGGUGUUUUGUUGAAGGAAAUUAUACAGGACACAGAGUGUGUUUUCCAGAUCUUAACUGUACAAAAAGAACUCAUGAGAACUUUAUAACUAAACAAAAUGAAGAACAUCAUAUUGGAAUGUCUCUUUCUAUUAUUACAGACAUACCCGGCAUAGAUAUUAUUAAAUCAUUUAGUCUUGACUACAUGCAUCUCAUCUGUCUCGGUGUUAUGAAAAAAAUGAUAAACCUGUGGUUAAAAGGUCCACUAAUUAAUCGUAUUGGCAGCAGAAAAAGCACAGAAUUGAGUAUUUUAUUAUUAAGUAUGAAACAAUAUACACCUGUUGAUUUUCAACGAAAACCACGGGGUUUGGAUGAAUUCAACCGAUGGAAAGCCACUGAGCUGAGAAUGUUUUUAUUAUACUUUGGUCCUGUCGUAUUAAAGUAUAUUAUAAAUAAAAAAUGUUACUUGAAUUUUCUAUGUUUGCAUGUUAGCAUGAGAUUACUUUUAACUCCAAAUAUAAGUGAUCGGUAUUUAACAUUUUGUAGAGAGCUACUAAACUAUUUUAUCAAAACGUUUAGUAAGAUAUAUGGUGAACAAUUUAUUUCUCAUAAUAUUCAUGCAUUGGAACAUAUCUGUGAUGAUUACAUUAAUUUUGGGCCAUUAGAUAACUGUAGUGCAUUUCCCUUUGAGAAUCACAUGUCAGUAUUAAAAAAAUAUUUAAGGAAAAGUCAUCAACCACUACAACAAGCUGUUAAACGUUAUAAUGAAGAAACUAAGUAUUUGAAUACUCAAAAUUCAAAUGUAUUUAAUAAAGAUUCAUUUUUAUUUAAACAACCUCACCAUGAUGGCCCAUUACCAAUACCAUUAAUGUCUAAAAAUGUCAAUCAAUAUAAAAUAGUAAAAUUGAAAAACAUGGAAAUAAGAUGUAAUGAAAAAGAUUGUUAUGUACAGACAGUUGAAAAAACCGUUUUCAAAGUAGUAAAUAUAAUCAAAAAUAUAGAAGACACUAAAAAUGAAUGUAUUUUAAUAGGAUAUACUUUUUAUGAUACAUCUUUAUUUUAUAAUCAACCUAUUUCAAGUUCAAAACUGGGAAUAGUUUCAAUAACUAAUAGCUAUUGUGAUAAUUUGAUACAAUUGCCAAUUACACAAAUUGUAUGCAAAUUUAUUUUUCUUAAAACUUUAGAUGAUAAGCAGUCAGCUAUUGUAAUACCAAUAUUACAUACACUAUAA